Acipenser ruthenus (sterlet) is the source of this 1520-nucleotide messenger RNA. RefSeq lists its product as uncharacterized. The record is from RefSeq and is a predicted model, not a curated record. Bases 1 to 1500 code for a protein of 499 amino acids. Gene Ontology annotation, molecular function: transmembrane signaling receptor activity. Gene Ontology annotation, biological process: cell surface receptor signaling pathway. NCBI's taxonomy places the organism in Eukaryota, Metazoa, Chordata, Actinopteri, Acipenseriformes, Acipenseridae. The transcript has 8 exons.
AUGUCAGGCAAGUCGGGGUUCCACCCUUGCAUGGCCUGCAACGCCAAUAUCCCGCAAGAGGACAAGGAUACCUUCUGCGUGCGAUGCUUGGGCAUUCAGCAUGCCACCUUGGCCCUUGAGAGGGACGUGGCCUGUAGCAUCUGUGAGGCUUUCCAGCCCCGGGUGAAAGAAGCUCGUUUGGAGAGGGCCAUGAGGUUGAGCUCCAUGUCCUCUAUGGCUGAACCGUCGGCAGCUCUGGGAGCCCCAGAGCUCCUCCUCCAUGACCUGUCCCAGGACCCCAUGCUAGACAUCCCCGAUGCGCAGGCUGCCCGCAGUCGCUCCCCAUCGCCACAAUCGAGAAGGGCACCAGCCGCCCAGGUCCCGUUGCAGCCCCAAUUGCCAUUUCCUGAUGUGGAUAAGACCGCGCUGCUUGAUGCACCUAUAUCCACAGGACAUAUAUUUGGGCCAUCCGUGGAGGAGAUCCUACAGAAAUCCCACCGGGUACACGAGGCGUCCCAGCAGAUGGCCACGUUGCUCCCUCCCCGCGCCUCUGCCUGGGAGGGCUGUCCCAAGGCUGUCCUGACCCUGCAGCCUACCUGGGCACAGAUAUUCCCAGAAGAGAUAGUCACCCUGAGCUGUGAGGUGGAGGGGGGCUCUGCUGGCUGGAGGUUUAAACAGCACAGAGAUGGACGGAGACAGGAGUCCUUAUUUGUCAUCUUCUGUAUUUCAGAGGGACGCCCAAAGCCUGCACUGACCCGGGAGCCUGCAGGAGAGAUAUUUGAAGGAGACACAGUCACCCUGAGCUGUGUGGUUGAGGGGGGCUCUGGUGGCUGGAGAUAUCUCUGGUACAAAGACAGGCAGGGAGCUCCAGUGUACCAGACUGACAGCAGCAGUGGAACUGGAGCCGGAUACACAAUCAGUGCUGCUGCUCUGUCCCACAGUGGAGAGUACUGGUGUGGAGCUGGACGGGGCAGGAACACGUCUUACUCACAAUACAGCGAUCCCAACUGGGUAAAUGUAACUGCUCUGUUCUCCAGGGUGACUCUGACAGCCUCUCCAGGAGCCACAGUGAAGGAGGGAGAGGCUCUUAACCUGACCUGUGAGGCAGCAGUGAACAAAACCCCCCGCCCUGAACUCCACUACACCAUUGUGAGAGACGGGGAGCCUGUGACUAGCAGCACUGACUCUGCACUGUACAGCAUAGCCAGCACUGAGAAGAGCCACACUGGGAGCUACACGUGUGCUGUGGAGUCACAGGGAGUGAAGAAGAGCAGCCAGGAGUUACACAUUGAACUACAAACGUCCUGGCACAGCGCUGUUGCUAUUGGCUACAGAGUGAGCUUCACUCUGAUUCAUUUCAUUGUGUUCACUCUGCUGCUCCUUCAAUACUGCAGGAUCCAAGGUUCCCCGUGUCUCGCUGGUGGUAAGUCAAGGAAAACCUCGGAUCAGGAUCAGGAGCAGUCAGCAGAGGGGAUUGAGCUCUCCAGCCGUGUGCAGCACACUGGAGUGGAACUGGAAUAGUGCUGCAUUACCAUAGACUG